Molecule: messenger RNA, 5726 nt
Organism: Myxocyprinus asiaticus (Chinese sucker)
Lineage: Eukaryota; Metazoa; Chordata; Actinopteri; Cypriniformes; Catostomidae
Product: kinesin-like protein KIF15-A
Exons: 35
Coding region: 85-4224 (1379 amino acids)
Biological process (GO): microtubule-based movement
Molecular function (GO): microtubule binding; ATP binding; microtubule motor activity
Source: RefSeq, a predicted model, not a curated record
CAGGCGACCGGAAAAAAGAGCGAGGCGCCAAAUUUCGUAUCUGUUUUUGAGGAGCAGAGAGGAAGAAAGAGAGAGGGAUGAAUCAUGAACCUUAAAGGCAAAGCAACCGGGGAAUCAACCACUAACAGCAGUGAUGGAGAUGCCAUCAAGGUGUUUGUGCGUGUUCGGCCCUUGACUCGAGGCACUGGGUUAAUGACAGAUGGUGAUCACAGUCUGUGCCUGACGGUGACGUCACCGCACAACGUCAGACUGCACUGUAAACCUGAGCCUCGAACCUUCACUUACGACCAUGUUGCUGACAUGAACACGAGUCAGGAGGAAGUUUUCUCCAGUGUUGCUAAAAACAUUGUCGAGUCGUGCAUGAAUGGAUACAACGGCACCAUUUUUGCUUAUGGGCAGACAGGCUCAGGAAAGACCUUCACUAUGCUGGGCCCGUCAGAGCUGGAUAAUUUCUCAGAUGAGAUGCGUGGUGUGAUUCCUCGUAGUUUUGAGUACCUCUUCUUUCUCAUCAACCGAGAGGUGGAGCGGUCUGGUGGUAUGAAGAGUUUCCUUUGCAAGUGUUCAUUUAUCGAGAUCUAUAAUGAGCAGAUUUAUGACCUGUUGGACAGCGUCUCCACCUGUCUGUUCCUGCGAGAGGACAUCAAGAGAGGCGUGUUUGUGGAAGGAGCCGUGGAGAAAUAUGCCGCAUCUGCUGCAGAGGCCUAUCAGGUGUUGUCUAUGGGGUGGCGGAACAGGCGAGUGGCGUCCACCUCAAUGAACCGCGAAUCAUCUCGUUCACACGCUGUUUUCACCAUGACGCUUGAAUCUAAAGAGACAGGACAGGAAGUAGUCAACAUCAGAACCUCUCAGCUCAACCUGGUUGAUCUCGCCGGGUCCGAGAGACAGAGAGACACACAUGCGGAGGGUUCACGACUUAAGGAGGCAAGCAGCAUUAACCGGUCACUGAUGUGUCUCGGUCAGGUGAUCAUGGCCCUGAUGGAUGUGUCCAAUGGAAAGAACCGUCACAUAUGCUACAGAGACUCUAAACUGACCUUCCUUCUCAGGGACUCCCUGGGAGGAAAUGCUAAGACGUACAUCAUCGCUAAUGUGCAUCCUGGCUCCAAGUGCUUCGGAGAGACGCUCUCCACCCUGCAGUUUGCUCAGAGAGCCAAACUCAUCAAAAAUAAGGCUAUGGUUAAUGAGGACACUCAGGGGAAUGUCAGGCAGCUUCAAGCGGAAGUGAAAAAACUAAAGGAGCAACUCGCAAACGCUCUUUCACAAACAUGCAUUACAGUGCUCACACCAGCAGACCAACAAGCACACACAGGUCUGUCUGAUAAGGAUGUUUCCUAUAAGAUGCAGUUCAUUCAGGCCAUGCACUUCUGGAAGAAAGGACAGGAGGAGAAGAAGGCUCUUCAGGAAAAAGUGUCUCAGCUGCAAGCUGCCUGGGCACAGAAGGAGAAAUUCAUCCAGUCCAACCGCAUGAUCCUGAAGUUCAGAGAUGAUCACAUCGCUCAGCUGAAGAAAGAGAUACAAACGGGCCACAGAUCAGAACCCGAGCAGCAGAUUCAGCAGUUGCAGGAGGAGAUACGGCUGCUACGUGAUCAGAUGGAACACCACCCGCGGAUGAUGCGUUACGCAGCAGAGAACUGCAGCCUGCGGGAAGAAAUUCAAGUGCUCCGUGCUCUGGAAACGGUCAGAUCUGCUGGUGAGGUGGAGCUGCAGUCAUUAACUGCACUGGAGAAAAUAUUCCUACAGCUGCUGGAGGCUCAGACAACAGACAAGACCACAGCGCCACCUACCUACUCUACACCUGUCACCAUGGAGACGUUGUCAUCUGUUUCCAUGGAGAGAAUGAAGGUUCAGCUGCUGCAGAAACAGUCGGAACUCACGGCAACAGUUCAGGCCUUUGAGGAGUUUAAGGAGAUCAACAAAAAACAGCUGGCAGAGCUGGAAUCUGAGAAACGUUAUCUCGAGAAGUCCGUCAAACAUCUGGAGAAGAUCCUGGAGGCCACUAAAGCCCACAGCAAACAGGAAAAGUCUCAACUUAACAAGAUUCACGCUGAGACCAUCAAGAUAUUGACUACGCCCACUAAAGCCUAUAACCUGAGGAAUCGGCUGGUGCCGCUGUCCAGCCCAGACCAUCUGAACGGACAGACGGGGGACAUCGAUGUAGAUGACAUCCAGAAUGAACAGCCGCCCCCUGAGAUGAAUGAGCUGGCCUGUGAAGCCCUCACUGAAGAGCUCAAACAAAUGCAGGAACAGGCUCUUCGUGUUCAGGGCCUGUUAGAUGAGGAAGAAGCCAAGAACAGAAAACUGCUUCAGCGAAUCAGCAAGCUGGAAGAACAGGUUACCAUAGCAAAUGAGGAGUCCACUCGCACAAAGGAGACAUUUGGUGCUGAGCGGCACUCUCUGCUGGAGGAACAGGAGUGUCUGCAGGAGAGAAUCCAAUCGCUGGAGCAGCAGCUGGAAGAUGACAAGAGAGAGAUGGAUGUGGUGCGGGUGGAGGUGCGAGACCUGCGUGUGGUGCUGCAGUCUUCUGAUAGAGAGCUGGAGGCCGUGCGGACUGAACUACAGCUGCAGAAAUCAGAGCACGAGAAAGAGAACACACACCUGUCCAAGAGCCUGAUCAGCACACACCUACAGCUGGACACUGUCAAGUUGGAGUGGGAGCAGAUGAUGGAGAAGCAGCGUGUUGUACAGGAUGCGUUUGAUACGCUGCAGGCUGAGUUUCAGUUUGAGUUGGAUCAACACAGACAGCAGAUGGAGCUCAAGAGCCAAGAGUGUUCAGAGCAACAAACACUCAUUAUUGAGCUGCAACAGAAUCUGCAGGCAGAGAAAGAGCAGAACAUCAGUGUGAGAUCUCAGCUGACCGCACACAGAGAGUGUGUGUCUAAAGAGCUUGUGCAGUCUGUAGAAGAGAAUGCCUCAUUGAAGAAACUCAUCACUGAUCUGACAAACAAAAAUCAGCAACAGUGUGAUGAGAUCAGCGCUCUACAGCAGAGUGUCUGUUCAGCCAACAACACCAUCAGCAGCCUCGAGCAGAAGAUUGAACAAGACAGUACUGUGGUGCUGGAGCUGAUGCAGGAGACCAGAGGUCUUCGCAGUGAGGUGGCAGUGAGAGAUCAGACUGUCUCUUCACUGCGAGGAGAGAUCGCUGACAUCAGCGGAAAGUACAGCGUGGUGUGUGCUGAGAAAGAGCAGAUGAGAGAGAAGAUCACACACAUGCAGAAUGAACUUCAGGCGCUGCGAGAAGCUUCAGAGAGACGCAUCGCCUCCGACCGCAUCGAGUUGGAGCUGCUGCAGGAAGAUCUGGCAUAUGCUACAGAUGAGGUGGCAAGACUCGGUAAAGUUGUGGAAGAGCAGACUGCUUUAAUGGAGAGCUCUAAGACUCUGAAAACCGAGAGAGAGAAUCAUAUAAACACUCUGCAGGAACAGGUGACACAGCUGACCGAGCAGAUUAAUCUUCUGAAAGUGAGAGAAUCUGUCAAUCAACCUUCAGGCACCUCUGGCACACCCAGCGGAAAAAUACAGACGCCUCAAACCCCGUGCGGCUUCAGCUCGAGUCUGUCUCAGGUGCUGGAGUGUCAGGAGAGAGAGCUGGAGAGCCGACGCUCCUCUAUGAUCACCAUGGAAGUUCUGCUGGAGGAACUGAAUGCCGAACGCACGGCCAAAAACCAAGAGAUCGACAGAUUAAAGGCCCAGCUGAAUGAAAAGGAGAUAAUGCGGAUGGAGAUUCAAACGCUAUUGGACAAGUUUUACUCCGUCCAGAAUCAGCACCAACAGAGCAGCCAUGUGAACCAAGACCUUAGGGAGGCCAUACAUGUCUCUGUGCUGAGAGAACUACAAGAGGAGAGGAACUUAAAAAGCUCCCUGAUGAUGCAGCUGACUGACUCUCAGAUGGCGCUGCAGCGUAAUGAGGUCACUCUCGCCCAGUCUCAGGCGUGUGUGCAGGAAUUGACCACUGAACUCAGGAACUGCUGCCUGGAGCUCAGAGAGCUGCGACAGAAAGAGAAUCAACAGGAAAAACUGCAGCAGGAAGUGGAAGUUCUGAGGAAGCAGGUGGACCAUCUGACUGAGGAGAAUGGAAAACUGUUGGGUCAUCAGAAUCCCAAGCAAAAGAUUGAGUACCUGGUGAAACUGAAGAAGGAGAUCACCAAAUUACAGGAGGAGAAUGGUAAACUCAGACAGUGUCUUCAUAUGGAAGAAAGUCCAACAACAGACCUACAACAUUCUCACCCCUGACAUGCUGUAUGUAAAAACUAAAUGAAAUUAGACCUUAAAGUAGAUUUUGUCCCAGAGUUACUAAAAUGACUUAUAGACUUGUAAUGAGCUGUUUUGGAUUCAUCUGUUGGUAUUUUUUUUGUCUCUCAAUCACCCUUUUGUCAAUUUCUUUUUUUUUUCCUCUCUUAUUAACUGUAGCUCUUUGUACACAAUUUGUGAAUUGCAAUUAUUUUCCUUUUUUAUUAAAGCAAACUGUCAGUAAACUUAUUUUAUCUAAGCUAAUUUGAAAUGCAUUUUUAUUACCCUCCCCACCCAUCUCAUAAAUGUGCAGGGUUGGGGAGUAACAGAAUACAUGUAACAGGAUUACGUAUUUAAAAUACAAGAUAUAAGUAACUGUAUUCCACUACAGUUACAAUUUAAUCAUUGGUAAUUAGAAUACAGUUACAUUCAAAAAGUAUUUUGAUUACUGAAGAGAUUACUUUGCAUUUUAUUGUCAUUUGUUUCAUUUAAUAUUUAGUCCUUUCAGAUGGAAAAAUGUAUACAUAUAAAUGAUGCAAUCCAAAGUGCAUCUGAACAGUAGUGAAACACUUUCUUAUGAUGUGUAACAUUCAUACGAGCAGACAGAGAAGUAAGUUUGGAGCAGAAGAAAUAGAAAUAAACCUUGUGUAAUUUGUCAGCUUUACACUAAGAUAAAAUGCUAUUUCUAGCCAUUUUACAUGCACGUUACCAGGCAUGAUCAUAUUUUUUAUCAAAAAAAUUCACUUGGAUCAUAAUUUCUUUUUUUCUAGUAAGAACUUUGAUAUUAGGGCAAAAAUCGUAUUCUUGAUAAUUUUUGUAUUGUUUUUCUGUAAAAAUAUCUAAAAAUCCUUAAAAACAAGAUCAGUUUGAUUUAUCUUGUUUUAGAACAAAACUGCAUGUUGUAUUCAGGUUUUUCAGAGAAUGUAUUUUUAACAUUUGUGUUUUGUCUUACUGUACUGGCAGAGUAUUUAUAGUAAAAACAAGUGAAAAAAUCUAGAAGUAAUCCAAAGUAUUUAGAAUAUGUUACUGACCUUGAGUAAUCUAAUGGAAUAUGUUACAAAUGACAUUUUACAGCAUGUAUUCUGUAAUCUGUAGUGGAAUACAUUUCAAAAGUAACCCUCCCAACCCUGUAAAUGUGUGCAUAUAAAAUAGACAGCUGCAUGAGAUGUUGUUGUGCUGAGAGUGCACAGCAUUUCAUUUUUAUUAUAACAUUUAUAAUUAUUAAUAUUAUUUUACAUACACAGGCCUUAUUCAUGUCAGGUUUCAGACUGUGUAGCCAGACAUUCUACCCUAGCAUUGGAAUGCAAGUUUAUAAGGCCACAAAGAAAUAAAUGCUUAAAUAUUGUUGUAACAAAGGCAUUGCUAUCUUCAAACAUACCCAGAGAAUUGUUACCAGUGUAUCUCUUGAUGGGAAUGCUUGGGAUGGGAAUAGACCUUAUUCACAGUAGCGCCAUCUUUGAUUUUUAACGUGAAUGAAAACGAGGCUGUGAGGAAUAGGCUUAACA